Daktulosphaira vitifoliae (grape phylloxera) is the source of this 1123-nucleotide messenger RNA. RefSeq names its product alpha-tocopherol transfer protein-like. The coding region runs from base 53 to 979 and encodes 308 amino acids. Gene Ontology annotation, molecular function: phosphatidylinositol bisphosphate binding. The record is from RefSeq and is a predicted model, not a curated record. Gene Ontology annotation, cellular component: membrane. Lineage: Eukaryota; Metazoa; Arthropoda; Insecta; Hemiptera; Phylloxeridae. The transcript is spliced from 7 exons.
AUACAUAAUAACAAAUAAUAAGUUAACUUUUCUUAAAUUUGUAGGACAUACAAUGUUAUUGACAGGUAUUGAUUAUACUCCCAGUAUUCAAAUUGAUAAUUUUACAAUUACACUUGAAAUAUAUGAUAAUUUAUCACCGGAAAUUAAAAAAUUGGCUGAAACAGAACUAAGAGAAACGCCUGAAAACAAGAAAAAUGGUAUAGAUAAACUGAGACAACUUCUUGAGCAGGAUAAAAGCUUAAAAACUCCAUUGUUCAACGAUGCUUGGCUCAUUAGUUUCCUUCGACCGACAAAAUUCUACCCUGAUAGUGCAUAUAAGCUGAUAAAAAGCUAUUACCAGUUUAAAAUUAAGUAUUCAGACAUGUACAGAAAUUUAUUACCGAGAAAUCAAAAAAUGGUAUUUGACCAAAACAUUAUAACCGGCUUUCCAAAACGAGAUAAAAAAGGCUGCCGUAUAGUAGCUAUUGAAUUAGGAAAAAAAUGGAAACAUACAGUUUAUUCUUUAAACGAUUUAUUCAAAGGAAUGGCGUUAUUUAUGGACGCUGUCAUACUAGAACCAACAUCCCAAGUGGCUGGUAUUCAAGUCAUAAUAGACAUGGAUGAUUUAUCUGUGAAACAAGCUUUUCAUUUCACACCUUCGUAUGCUAUGAUGGUUCUCGAUUGGAUUCAAAACAGUGUUCCAAUGAGAACCAAAGCCAUUCAUAUUAUAAACCAACCAUUCAUAUUUGAUAUUGUUUACAAAAUGUUUAAACCAUUUUUUAAACGAAAAUUACAGUCUAGAAUUUUUUUUCAUGGUACAGAUUUUAAAUCUCUUCACGAGCAUAUUCCCCAGUCAUGUCUUCCUGAAAGAUACAAUGGAUCCUUAGAAUUACCUGAGCUAAAUGGCUCCAAAAUAUAUGAAUUACUGAUGACCAUUGAAAAAGAAUAUGAAGCAAUUAAUCAGUAUGGUUAUCAAAUGAUUCGUCAUUCAAGAUAUUAGCGAAUUUUUAACUUUUUGGAAAUUUCAAUUUAAAGUCUACAUAUGUCAGUGAAAUUUAAGUAUUAUAGUUGAUAAAUAAUUGAUGGCAAUGUAAUAGUAUAAUCUUAUGUAUGUAUCUAACAUUUGCAGAAACACCAGGCUUAG